UGCUCUCUCCUCGUUCCUCUUUUGUGCGCCUCCCGCGAUCUUUAGACCGAUUGUGUUGGUUUUUCCGAAACCCUAGAUUCUCUCUCACGGCGAUCCGCAACGGUUAAAGUUCGGUUUUAUGUCCUAAUUCAAUCGGAAAACGGCUCCUUGGAUUGGUGAGAGAGCGAUCUUUGGAUCGGAACCGGGGUUUCCAGGUGCCGUUCGGGUGGAUUGGAUGAGGGAACUGUCGUAAAGGGUUUUGGUGAAGGUGACGCGGAGCUCCAUGAAGAUGGCGCCAGAAACUGCAAUGGGUGGGAAUUUUGAUAACGAUUUCGAGAGGGAUAUUGAGGUUUUGCUCCGGGAGCAGCAUCAGAGUCGAGGUUUCUUCGAUCUCAACCGGGAUGAGCUCAAUUUCCGGAGUGGUAGCGCGCCUCCUACUGUGGAGGGAUCAAGGACCGCCUUUAGGAGCUUGUUUGAGCAUGAUGUGUUCGCUGAGACCCCUCGCCUUGUCGGUGGCCAGGAUUCCGGAGAAUUGUUGUCCGAGGAGGAUUUGAGGUCACAUCCAGCUUAUUUAUCCUACUAUUAUUCCAAUGAGAAUCUUAAUCCGAGGAUGCCUCCGCCUGCAAUAUCGAAGGAGGACUGGCGUGUACAACAGAGGUUUCGUGCAGGGGCAUCAUUGCUCGGAGGAGUCGGUGAUAGUCGGAGCAGAAAAGAAUCCAUGGGUGGUGAUAACCGAAGCAGCUCCCUUUUCUCAUUGCAACCAGGCUUCCUGAUGCAUGAUGGGGAACGGGAAAUGCUGGAGCCCAGUCGAGGGGUGCUGCCACUGAAUCUAUCUCGGCAGCAGUCAGGGGAAUGGCUUGAGAGGAGUGGCGAUGGGUUUAUUGGGCUACCAGAUGUUGGUCUUGGCAUGAGGAGAAAGAGUUUUGCAGAUGUACUUCAGGAGGAACUCAGCCAUCCACCUUCUGUUAUUGGGCAUAUUGCACGCCCAGUUAGUCGAAAUGCAUAUGAUAAUGUUGAUCCAAUAAGAGGUCUGGAUUCACCACUAAUGCAGCUUCAUGAUGGCUCUGACGCUUUAGGUGGCAUGCAAUCUGGGACAACUUCCUCCAGUCUUACUAGGGUCCAAAGCCUUGGGUCAUCAAUUUCACAUUCCUUUGCAUCUGCAUUGGCUUCCUCUCUUUCCAGAAGUACAACCCCUGAUCCUCAAUUGAUUCGGAGAUCACCAAGCCCCUGCCUUCCGCCUGUGGGAGUGAGAAACAGUGAUAUUUAUCGACCAAAUGGCUUAGGUGGUGUUUCAUCUCAUAUGGCUGACUGUGGUGAUGUUGUGGCUGGUUUAUCUGACUUGAACUUGUCUAGAAGAAUAACAUUAGAUGGAGAAGGCCAUGUACCAGGCCAACCUAACGAGGAAUUUCCUAAUCAAUCUGGAUUGCUUUAUGAUAUACCUGGCGAUGACAGACAAUUUCUGCAGCAAAAAAUCAUUGAUAAAUCCUUGUCACCGAUGCUGAAAAAUCCCAAUAAUGUUGUUGGAUACAGUGAUUCGUCCAAGAAAACUGGUAGUUCAACAGACUUUGGUUUACCAGAAUUGUCAAAGCAACCCUCCUAUAAUAAAGUUUACAAGAAAGUACCUUCUGUAGGUACAACAAUUUCUAGAAAUCUACAUCCAAAUGCUGAUGUCCCGAGUAUUGACUUUGGUGGUUCAAGCUCAAAAUCUUAUAGUAGCAAUCACGGACUGCAAACAAUGCUAAAUAAUCAGCUAGAUGCAGGACAGUAUCUGAAUACAACUGGGAAUCAGGUGGCCUCUGGUUUCCAGGGACAAAUUAUGGACUCUCUGUUUUCCCAGCAUUUACAGAGUGCUUCUGAAUCACUAGUACAUGCUGCUGGAAGUUUGAAUUCUUAUUCGGGAAGGAAUUUUCUUGGUGUUCCGCAGAUGGACUUGCCCGAGUAUCAAAAUGCAUAUCUUGGAUCCUUGCUUGCCCAACAAAAAUUACAAUAUGGCAUGCCUCUCCUGAGCAAAUCUGGUGAUUCAGAUCAUGGCUUCUAUAGCAGUCAUUUUUUUGGUGUUGGUAUGCCAUAUCCAGGAAGUCAUCUAUCUACUGCUAUUCACACUCCUACCUUGGGUUCUGGAAGCCCUGUAAGGCAGGGUGAGCGGUUACGCAUAUCCUCCAAUAUAAGGACUGCAACUGGAGGGUCCAUUGGAUCAUGGACCACAGAAAAUGGUGCCAUGAAAGAAGGUUACAUGUCGUCUUUGUUGGAAGAAUUUAAGAACAACAAGACUAGAUCUUUUGAGCUGUCAGAUAUUGUAGGUCAUGUUGUUGAAUUCAGUGCGGAUCAGUUUGGAAGUCGUUUUAUCCAACAAAAACUUGAGACUGCUACAGAGGAAGAUAAGAACAAGAUUUUUCCUGAGAUACUUCCUAAAGCUCAUUCUUUGAUGACUGAUGUUUUUGGGAAUUAUGUCAUUCAGAAAUUCUUUGAGCAUGGUACAGAAAGUCAGAGAAAGCAACUUGCAGGUCAACUUAAGGGUCAUGUUUUGCCUCUCAGUCUUCAAAUGUAUGGUUGUAGGGUAAUCCAGAAGGCACUAGAAGUGGUUGAUGUAAAUCAACAGACUGACAUGGUGCUAGAGCUUGAUGGACAAAUAAUGAAGUGUGUGCGUGAUCAGAAUGGCAACCAUGUAAUCCAGAAAUGUAUCGAAUGUGUUCCUCAGGAAAAAAUACAAUUCAUAAUUGAAUCAUUCUUUGGGCAUGUCGUGGCCCUGUCCACCCACCCAUAUGGUUGUCGAGUCAUACAGAGAGUCCUGGAGCACUGUGAUGAUCCAAAAACUCAAAGCAUCAUGAUGGAUGAGAUCAGGGAGUCUGUUUGUACUUUGGCACAAGACCAAUAUGGGAAUUAUGUUAUUCAACAUGUUUUGCAGCAUGGUAGACAAGAAGAACGGUCUGAUAUUAUAAGCCAGCUCACUGGACAGAUAGUAAAAAUGAGCCAGCAAAAAUAUGCAUCAAACGUAGUAGAGAAGUGCUUGACUUAUGGUACCCCUGAGGAACGCCAACUUUUAAUAAAUGAAAUGCUUGGGUCAACUGAUGAAAAUGAACCCUUACAGGUGAUGAUGAAGGACCAAUUUGCUAAUUAUGUUGUUCAAAAGGUUCUUGAGACAUGUGAUGAUAAAAACCGUGAACUGAUCCUUUCACGCAUCAAGGUUCACUUGAAUGCACUGAAGAGGUACACAUAUGGGAAACAUAUAGUUACCCGUGUCGAGAAGCUUGUUGCUGCAGGAGAAAGGCACAUUGGGGUGCCCUCGCAUUCAUCAUGAGAAGUCGCAGUCUCACUGGAUCGUUGUACAGAUAAUGAGGCUAGUGUAACCAUCUAGUUAACCUUUAUUUUCCGCAUAAAUGGCGAGUUUGAGCCUGACCUCUCUUAAUGUAAAUAAAAGACGGUCAUGUUCGAAUAAGAGUUUUCCCCUGAUCUCAUGUAUAUUUGCACCCUGUAUUCAAGUAAUAGAUAAAGUAACAGCAAUGUUAUCAAAUAUGAUGUGUAGACAAAUGUAGAUCUUUGGCCUUUGAUGCAUCCAGAACUGUAAAUUUGAGUGA
Musa acuminata subsp. malaccensis (wild Malaysian banana) is the source of this 3554-nucleotide messenger RNA. Its product is annotated as pumilio homolog 1. Gene Ontology annotation, cellular component: cytoplasm. Gene Ontology annotation, biological process: post-transcriptional regulation of gene expression. Gene Ontology annotation, molecular function: mRNA binding. The record is from RefSeq and is a predicted model, not a curated record. NCBI's taxonomy places the organism in Eukaryota, Viridiplantae, Streptophyta, Magnoliopsida, Zingiberales, Musaceae.